GACGCGCACGCUCGACGUGCUCGCUCCUGUGACCACUGACGUAUACGCUGCUUGUUUUCGCUUUACAUUGUUCUCAGGUGUUAGGCUCUUCGCGUCUGACAGUUUUAACGCACUGUAAAUGACAGUAGGGCUUCCGAAGCAGCGUCUUGGUUAGAGGGAGUACCGACGGGAAGUCCUGCGCCGUAGAAUGGACCUGUCACCGAGUAGCUCGUAGGCUUUCCGCGUGCUAACGUCGGCUAUCCGGCUAAUCCCAUCGUCGACACGGUUCCUGCUCCAUGCCGGACUCCCCUGUCGAGGCUCACCGCUAAGUCUUCAGCCAGCCGUCGGGCUCCGUCGGGAGAGGAUGAACUGGAUUUUCCCCUUUUCCAAAGGCUCUGGGCCGCUACCGCCUCUCACCAGCCUGCAACAGCAGCGACAGCGGCAGAUCGAGUCGCUGAGGGCUGCCCACUCCAGCAUCGCCGAGAUCCAGAAAGAUGUGGAGUACAGAAUACCCUUCACAGUCAACAACACCACCAUCAACGUUAACAUCUUGCUCCCACCCCAGUUUCCGCAGGAGAAGCCCGUCGUCAGUGUCUUCCCCCCGGUGUGUCAUCACCUAGUGGAUGCCACCAGUGGCACCAUGGUGACCAGUCCCCUCAUAACCAACUUCGGAAUGCACUCCGAUUUGGGGAAAACCAUACAGGGACUUCUGGAUGAGUUAUGGAAGAAUCCGCCCGUGGUGACGUCGGGUCCUAGCAGCUUUCCCUAUGGCAUGUACAAGCCCCCAGGGAUGCCAUACGCCACCCCCCAAGGCUUCCAUUACAUCCCGGCAUUCCCACUCCAGGACAGCUCGGCACGGCCCGUGGCCCCUGCACCCGUCCCCCACCUGGGGACAGAGCCCCAUGCGGCCGCCCGGGCCGCCGCACCUGCCUACGGCCUCAUCACGGGGCUGCCUGUGCCCGUGCCCACAGCUGACACGCAGGCAGGCUUAAACGGUCACCUGUACAAGAUGCCCGAAAUUCCUGAAAUGUUCCCAGAGCUGUCGGAAAUGAGUGCGGCCCGCCUGAAGGAGAUGAGCGAGCAGGAGGACCUUCUGCUCGAUUUCUUCAUGCGGCUGCCACAGCUCAAGCAGGUCAUCUCGGAUAAGGAAGAGUUGGUCACCGGCAUCGUGGACAUAGCCAAGAAGAACCUGCUGCUGGAGCCCCAGCUGGAAGGGAAGAGGCAGGAGAUGCUGCAGAAGUACGAGCAUCUCACGCAGAUGAAGUCAGCCUUUGAGGUCAAGAUGCAACGGCAACACGAGCUCAGCGAGAGCUGCAGCCUAAGCGCCCUGCAGGCCCGACUCAAGGUGGCGGCCCACCAGGCCGAGGAGGAAUCCGAGGAGACAGCUGAGCACUUCCUGGAACGCAAGACCGACAUCGAUGACUUCCUGGCGAGCUUCAUGGAGAAGAGGACGCUCUGUCACUGCAGGAGAGCCAAAGAGGAAAAGCUGCAGCAGUCCAUCAACUCGCCAGGCUCCCUCCACAGUGCCCACUAGCCCCCCAGUCCUGCUUUCUCUCUUACUGAGGUAUGGGUGUGGCCAAGCCAGACCCGCCCAGCCCGGCCGCCACGUAGAGGAGCCACGCCCCCCUGCUGACCGCAUAGUGGAGCCGCACUCACCGCUGGCCGUGUGGAGGAGCCACAUCUUUGGCCAGCUUUGGGAGACCUCGCUCUGACUGUGUUUAUGCUGUCCUGCCCGUGAGACAAACUGUACAAGUUCUGUUAAUAAUAGACUUUAUUAUGAUCAGACAGUGUAUUAUAUGUUAUUUCAUUUGUUAGCUAAUAAAUCAUGAAAAUCGUU
Brienomyrus brachyistius is the source of this 1816-nucleotide messenger RNA. It is a transcript of the gene vps37a, whose product is annotated as VPS37A subunit of ESCRT-I. Lineage: Eukaryota; Metazoa; Chordata; Actinopteri; Osteoglossiformes; Mormyridae. The transcript is spliced from 12 exons. Gene Ontology annotation, cellular component: ESCRT I complex. Gene Ontology annotation, biological process: protein targeting to membrane; protein targeting to vacuole; ubiquitin-dependent protein catabolic process via the multivesicular body sorting pathway. Bases 344 to 1513 code for a protein of 389 amino acids. The record is from RefSeq and is a predicted model, not a curated record.